AGGAUACACGGACGUAUGAGAUCUGCGCUGGGUUGUUUUAUUUUUUUUAAGGAGUAAAAAACCUGGGAUGAGACGACGGAGAAAAAUGCUGAGAAGCAGAUUGAUGCAGUGGGAGUAGAACUUGUCCAAGUUUUUUUUUUUGGAAAGUAGAAAGGCUAAAGAGGAACUCUACAGGAUCUUUAUGUCGAGCAACAGGAAUUAUGGUUUGCUUUAAAUACAUAAGGACCAGCUGCAAAACCAAAGUCUUCUAGACACUCUUACUUUACCAUGGAUGCCGAAGAGUUCCCUCCUCCUCCACCUGAAGCUUUGGACAUUGAAGUGCCUUUUGCCGAUGAGGAUGAGGGGGAGGCAUUUGAGUUUGAGAGUGGAGAUGAUGGAAAUGAAUACCCGGAAGCGGACCGACAGCCCCCACUUCCACCUUCACCAGAUUAUGGCAACAGGAUUGUUGUAGAAGCCACCAGCAUGAUAUUCCCUGAGAGAGCAGCAGGUCUUGAAGAGCCUUCAGUUUCCUUUGCAGAACCUUCUGAUGCUGAUGUAUUAGCUGGGCUGGAUACAUUACAUGAUGCUCAGAUGCCAUGUAAUGCUGAAAAGUCAUUAACGAGUAAUACUGGCACAUCAUCCUCUCGAAAAGUUAACCCUUAUUCAGUUGUCGAUAUUGCACCUCUCCAGGAAGAGAUUGCACAUGAAGAGCAGAAUAGUGACAACCAAGAUGAGGCAAGCAGUCCCAGAGUUCCCAGUGGUUAUUCUGUGCCAGUACCUUGUGGUUAUGCUGUACCCUCCAAUCUCCCUCUCAUUCUACCAGCUUAUUCUACUCCAGUUAUCAUACGGCAAGUCUCUGUUGAUGAAGAAGUUACCGUGCAUCACGGAACCAGCAGCAGUCCACUUCAUUGCAGAGAUCAACUAAAUAAAGAAGAUGAUGCUUUAGCAAGAUGGGUUGCAGAUCCUGCAAAUACAGCAUGGAUGGAGAAUCCAGAUGAGGUUAUUUAUGAUGAUGUUCCUCGUGAAAGUUCAGACUCAGCAACAGAUCCAGAUGAAAUGAUCUAUGAUGAUGUUGAACUUGGUGAAGAAGGUGGAAACAGCUCCCUUGACAAUGGCUGGAGCUCCAGUGAGUUUGAAAGCUAUGAUGAUCAUAGUGAUGCAGAAAACAAAAAUGAAUCUGGUGUUCCAAAUUCGUUCCUACGAGGCAAAUCUCACAGAAAGAAAAUGCAUCUUUCAGAAGAUUUGACUCGUUUGAAGGAACAUUAUGAAAAAAAGGUGAAAGAUCUAAUGGCAAACACAGUGGGGACAGUAGAACUGCAACAGAUAAAGCAGAAACAUGAACAGAAGAUGCAAAAGUUGGUAAAAGCAGCAAAAGAAGGUACCAAAGAUGGGCUGGAGAAAACAAAAGCAGUUGUCAAAAGAGGGCGCUCUUACAUAAAAACAAAAAGUUUUAUACAAGACCGAAAGUCAGUAUGCUUGGAAGAGGACGAGACAAAUGUAUUUAUUGAAGUUGAUUGUCUCAAUACAGAGCCAGUGAUGACACCAAUGCCAGAAGGAUUAUCUCAACAGCAGAUUGUCAGAAGAUACAUUCUUGGUUCCAUUCUGGAGAGUGAAAAAAACUACUUGGAUGCCCUUAGACGUAUUUUGGAAAAUUAUGAAAAGCCUUUAUCUGAAAUGGAACCAAAAUUGAUAAGUGAAAGGAAGUUAAAAAUUAUUUUCUGUCGGAUCAAGGAGAUUUUGCAAUGUCAUUCUUUGUUCCAAAUAGCAUUAGCCAGCCGGGUUGGAGAAUGGGAUGGUUCUGAAAUGAUUGGUGAUGUUUUCGUUGCUUCGUUUUCCAAAUCUAUGGUUCUGGAUGCCUAUAGUGAGUAUGUGAAUAAUUUCAGCACUGCCAUGGGUGUUAUAAAGAAAAUGUGUGCCACUAAGCCAGCCUUUCUUGAUUUUUUAAAACAAUGCCAAGAAUCAAGCUCUGAUCGUAUAACAUUGUAUGGUCUAAUGAUGAAGCCAAUCCAGCGUUUCCCCCAGUUUAUCCUGUUGCUGCAGGAUAUGUUGAAAAAUACACCAAAGGAACAUUCUGACAGAUUGCCUCUUCAGAUGGCACUGACCGAACUUGAAACACUAGCUGAUAAAUUAAAUGAAAGAAAAAGGGAGGCUGACCAGCGGUGUGAAAUUAAACAGAUAGCCAAAGCCAUGAAUGAAAGCUAUCUUAACAAGCUGUUGAGUAGUGGCAAUAGAUAUCUCAUUCGUUCUGAUGACAUGGUGGAAACUGUUUACAAUGAGAAGGGAGAAGUGAUCAAAACCAAAGAACGGCGACUGUUUUUGCUGAACGAUGUUUUAAUGUGUGCUACUGUUAAUCUUCGAUCUUCCCAAGAUGGCAAUGGACUUGUUUCAUCCAGUCAGAGGUAUUUGCUGAAAUGGAGUGUUCCACUUAGUCAUGUUACUGUGGUGGAGUUUGGAGGUAAUGAAGAUCUGGGAGAGAAGUCUAGAUAUGCCAGCCAGCUCUCAGUAGAAUCAGUGAUACUCAAUGCAAAGCCAAAUAAGCUGUAUAUGGGUCCUGGGCAACUGUAUCAAGAUCUUCAAAAUUUAAUACAUGACCUGAAUAUUGUUACUCAAAUAUCCCAAAUGGUGGGAAAAUUAAAGGGUAAUUAUCAGAACUUGAACCCAUCAGUCUGCCAGGAGUGGAUAUCAGGAUUGCAAAGAUUGAUAUUUAGGAAGGAGGAAGAAAUAAGAGCCGCAGAUCGCUGUAGAAUCCAACUUCAACUCCCUGGAAAAUAUGACAAGUCUGGAAGGCCUACAUAUUUCUCAGCAGUUUUUAAUACAUACACACCAGCAAUGAAGCAAUCAUGGAUUAGCAGUUUACAGAUGUCAAAACUGGCUCUGGAGGAAGAAAACCAACAUGGCUGGUUCUUUUCUGAAGAUGAUGGUAAUCAGAUUAAAAAGCAGAAGCAUCCUUUGCUUGUCCGAUAUAUGCCUGUUGUAAUGUCCAAACUCCAGGAAUUUAAGGUGGAAUGUGCUGUUCAUAAUCCUGAGCCAUUUUCUGGAUUUCAACAAACAUCAGAUUCCUCAUCAGUUUGCUAUGGUUGUUUGUGGAUUGCAAGUUGCACAAAUCAGAUGGGUCAAAUAUCGAUUUUAACUCUGCAGAGUUCAAGCCAUAAAGUUGUUGAAUGUUUCAAUGUGGAAUCUCGAAUUCUUUGUAUGGUUUAUGUCUCACAUGAGGAUGAACAAGAGGACUGGGAAGCUUUCCCAGAGGGCGAUGCUUCACCCAGGAUGGUCUCAAACUCACCUACCAUAUGCUUGGGCAUGGAGGAAGGAAGUAUCUGUGUAUAUAAAAGUAGUCAAGGGUCUAAAAAGGUACGUCUUCAACAUUUCUUCAUGCCGGACAAGUCCUCAGUCACAAGUCUCGUGUACAAAUCAAACUACUUGUAUGCUGGUCUAGUGAAUGGAGCUAUUGCAGUCUUCUCUAAAACCAACGAUGGAUUGUGGAACUCUGACUGUACCACUGUACUGAAACUUGGUGUUCUGCCAGUAAAGAGCAUGUUACCAGUGGAAGACGCUAUAUGGGCAUCAUCUGGUGGACAAGUAUUUGUAAUCAAUGGCAGUAACCAUAUUAUCGAGAAGAAUCUUGAAGCACAUCAGGAAGAAGGAAUGAUCAUUUCUCACAUGGCAGUCUCUGGAGUGGGAAUUUGGAUUGCAUUCAGCUCAGGCUCCACUCUCAGACUUUUCCACACAGAAACUCUUGAACAUCUUCAAGACAUCAAUAUAGCAACUCCUAUCUAUAAUAUGCUGUCAGGUCAGCAGAGGGUUUCAGUGACCAGCCUUUUAGUGGGCCAUGGCAUGUUGAUGGUUGGAACAAACCUUGGAAUCAUAGUAGCAUUACCAAUUCCCAGACUACAAGGCAUACCCAAAGUGACAGGGAGAGGACUGGUUUCAUAUCAUGCCCACAUUGGUCCUGUGAAAUUUCUAACAAUGGCUUCAGUUGUCAGCAGUAGGAAGCACAGAAGACCUUCCAUCAGUAGCCUUCCUUCACAGUCUGACUUUAAAGAAAUAGAAAAAAGAAACAGUUCUUCAGAUGGAUCCCAGUCAUCAUUGACAAACAAUAAAGAGAAGGGGGUCUGGCUAGGAGACUCCAAUCGAUCUAUUGCACAACAAAGUACUCUUUCAUCAUCUUCAGGGUCUCUCGCUUUAUCCCAUGGCUCACUUGAACAUGGCCCUGAAGAUGGUACCAUUUAUGAGCUUCUGAAUACUCCAAGCUUCUCUAAAAAAAGCAGGAGAGUGCGAAAGAUGAAAAUCAGUUCUGUGUUGGUUCUUUCUGGUGGGUUGGGCCACAGAAGAUUAAAUAGGAAAUUAAAACAGCAGCGGCAAGAAGAUCCAGUAUCUACAGUCAUGAUCUGGCAGAUUCCUCUCAUCAACAGCUGAAAUAGCACAAUAAGGGGUAUAAAAAAGUCAUCAAUUAGCUUCUAAAUUAUUUGCUUGUGACAUAUUUGAUAUACCAUAUACUUACAUCCAUUCUAUGAAGGGAUUUAAAAUAAUCUAACCAGUUUUUCUCUACACCCUUAGUUUGGCAAGUCUUUACUCAAGUAAUUAAGCAUACCUAUCACAUAUAGUUUACUGAUGUUUUGCAUGAAAUUCUUUAAAAGAACAAAAAUGAUGCAUGAUACAAUGUGUGUUGGGUAACUAUUUUGAUAAAAUGUAACCAGGAUGAAAAGGACAAACCUCAUUGUCACAUGCUAUUUGUCAUCUCUAUUUCAUUCCUCAAAACCAUACCAGGAAAUUAUCCCAAUCAACACUUUAUUUUGUUUUCAAUCUGUUAAUCUUAAUUUAAUGUAACACCAUCAAUGGGGCACUUUACAGAGCAAUAUCAAGCUUACUUGUAAAGAUUUAACAAUAUUUUUCCCAGAUAAAAAGUCAGCUUUUCAAAGCUCCUCUUUUCUUAAAGUGUAAGUAAAACAGAUCAGUAGAAAGCUUAGCAACUCAAAGGCCCUCCUUAGUUUUUCAUUUUUCCUUUACUACUAGUAUUGUUACAUAUACAGAGUACAGUGAAAUUCUUACUUGCAUAUUCACUCAUCAUGCACUCUGCCAUUAUGACAUGCAGUGAGAAUGCAAGAGCUGUUUAAUUAAGAAUUGUGUGUAGUAACUCAAUAUGUACCUUAUUAACAAUACAAUAAAACAUUUUACAGCUCUACUAAUUGUAAAAAAAGUAAAAUAUCAACUUUAUUCUAAUGCUUAGUAAACGUGACUUUAAGUAAGAUAACAUCAGAUUUCUCUGUUUUUUUAGCAAAUACGUGAGACUUCAUAAAGAAAGGAAAAGAAUGGAAAUUUAACAGCAGUUCCGUUGAGGAGGGUUGCAUGGGUCUGUUGGCCCCAUUUUUAAUUUUGGUGUUCUUAGGUAUAAUCCUGUUCUUUUAGUUUGUUAAAAUCUUGUAACUCCAGACCCACCUAUAUCCAUCAUUCUUAGCUGUUUAUUGUUUUUCUUCAAUAAACCACCCUUUAUAAUCUGUGGUAGAUCAGAGGCUUUGGGAAAGAGGAGCAAUAGGGAGAUUGUUGGAGUUUUUAGCUGAAUGAUUUUCUCUUGCCUUGUUUUUUAUGUUUCUAAAUAAAUCUGUGGAACAGGUAAAAAUAAUUACAUAUAUGUGGAUUAAUCUAAUUUACCUUGCACUUGCAAGUUGCCUGACUUGCAGCAAAAAAUAAAAAUAGUGUAUGUCUGGGUGCAUAAGAAUCUGUGCUGGUAUCCAGAAUGUUGCCGGUUCAAA
Messenger RNA from Polypterus senegalus (gray bichir), 5726 nucleotides. RefSeq names its product Rho guanine nucleotide exchange factor (GEF) 10 (gene arhgef10). The record is from RefSeq and is a predicted model, not a curated record. The coding region runs from base 268 to 4392 and encodes 1374 amino acids. Gene Ontology annotation, cellular component: centrosome. Gene Ontology annotation, molecular function: protein binding; guanyl-nucleotide exchange factor activity. The transcript is spliced from 29 exons. Lineage: Eukaryota; Metazoa; Chordata; Cladistia; Polypteriformes; Polypteridae. Gene Ontology annotation, biological process: actin cytoskeleton organization; positive regulation of stress fiber assembly; mitotic spindle assembly.